AUGGACAUUCAAAUCAAUAGCCUGGCUAAUGGUCCAGAUCUGGUUCGGAAACACCUACCUAAGCUUCGCAGAAGCAGCGAGCUUUCACCGCGUAUUCGGUCCGAUUCUGAUGACGAUGUUCGCAGCGCUGGCGAAUACGCUUUUGCUAACGACGUCAAAUCCGACGCGCUCUUCUCCUACCAACCGCCCUUCAACAUCCUCGCCUUCCUAAUCCUCAAACCACUCUCAUACACACUCACCCCGCGCGCUCUCCACUCAACCAACGUAUUCCUCAUCAAGCUCACCUCGCUCCCGCAUCUCUUCCUCAUCGGCGCGUACGAGCGGUAUCUCGUUAGUGCUAGUGCCAGUGUCGACGGCGGUGGCAGAGGAGGAGGAGGGGGUAAAAGAGCGGUAGGGACGCUGUUCCAUCGCUUACCGAGGCAGAUCAAGUAUAUGCCGUUCGUGGAGGCGCUCGUGGGAUCGUCUGCGGGGGAGCUGUAUGAUGCGAUUUUCGAGCUGUGCGAGGAUGGGGAGGGGGAGUAUAGUAUUUUUGGAGAAGACGCGGAGGAUGGGGAGGGUGGGGGUGGGGGGAGGCCUGCGCUGCGCUCGGUUGAUUCGCGGGAGACCGUGGCGGAUGCUCAUGUGGGGAGGAAAAAGGCGGGUGCGCGGCGGAGUAGGAGCAGAUCGAUGAAUCCUAAAUCCCGCGUGCGCGGGCCUGCGGGCUUCGAUCAGCAGCAGCAGCAGCCGUUAGUGAACAUCGUCAGUGCAGACUCGGAGGCUCCGUCUAUCUCACCUGUACUAGCCACCACCACCACCACCGCUACCACGAGACCGCACCCAAGACAACGCGCGACGAGCGCCAUGUCGCCUUCUACACCCGUCCACCACAGCGACUAUCCACAUGUAAGCGCCAGCGGGAGCGGGACCGCACUCGCCUCUACAGCGUCAGCAGGAGGAGGAGGAGUAGGAGCAGCACCGGCAGCAGGAGCAGCAGGAGCAGGAGGAGCAGGAGUAACAACCCUCUCACCCCCCGACUCGCCAAGUGUAGUUCUCACGACGGAGCGCAGCCCGCUGAUGCGUCUUUUUGGCUCGCGGUUUCCUUCUUUGACUUCAUCCACCUCGUCCGCGUCCGCGGCGCAGUUGCACGGGGGCGGGGUGUUCCCGCCGUCUGCAUCGAACGAGUCGGCGCUUAAUGUUAGCACUGGCGCCGGUGGUGGUGCUGGGCUGUCGGUGCAGACACAAAACCUCAAUCCCAAUCUCGCUGCACACUCACACUCACACUCACACGCGCAAGCACAAGCAGCACAAGCAGUCCAAGCACAAGCAGCACAAGUAACACAAGCAGUCCAAGCAGCGCAAAGCACCGAAGCGAGCGUGAAGCACAUCGAGGCGCUCCUGGAGACAGUUGGGAAGUUGCCGGUGUAUAAGUUGAAGGAGGAGAUGAAGGAGUUGCAGGAUCGGCAAGCGCGGAUUGAGAAUUUGCUGCUGAUGCUCACGCGGGGUAUGCGGAAUGAGGCGUCGUUGUCUGCGACGCCUCAUAGGCAGAGUACGUUGUAA
Molecule: messenger RNA, 1536 nt
Organism: Psilocybe cubensis
Lineage: Eukaryota; Fungi; Basidiomycota; Agaricomycetes; Agaricales; Agrocybaceae
Exons: 3
Coding region: 1-1536 (511 amino acids)
Source: RefSeq, a predicted model, not a curated record